Messenger RNA from Ipomoea triloba (trilobed morning glory), 5439 nucleotides. RefSeq lists its product as uncharacterized. Gene Ontology annotation, molecular function: nucleic acid binding. Gene Ontology annotation, biological process: DNA integration. The transcript has 6 exons. NCBI's taxonomy places the organism in Eukaryota, Viridiplantae, Streptophyta, Magnoliopsida, Solanales, Convolvulaceae. The record is from RefSeq and is a predicted model, not a curated record. The coding region runs from base 1 to 5439 and encodes 1812 amino acids.
AUGGAGGAGCUCAUGAAGAUGAAUGAGCCCCGAGCUAACUCUGCCAUCAUAGAAGACAUCCCCACUUUAGAAGCCCAUCCAAGGAUCAUACAAGAGGUCGAAAACGCGCAAAAUGCUAAGGAAGAGGAGAGUAUUGAAGGAAUGGAAGAUUGUUAUGCAUUGGAAAAUCAAAAGGAGGUAGAAAUGGAGAGUGACGAUGAGAACAUCGAAAUAGUAUGGGAAGAAGAAGAGCCAACAUAUGAAAUAUUGCCAUACGAUCCAGAAAUUGAAAGAACUCUACGCAGGUUAAGAAAACAAUCUCGGAGGAAAUUGGAGUUUAGUGCACUGGCUACUGAUUCCCCAUCUUCCUCACAUUCUAAUUCAGAAGAAAAACCCAUGGCUCAAAAUCGGACUUUAAAAGAGCUUGGAGCUCCAAAUUUAGAUCAACAGCCUUUAUGCAUUACGUUUCCUGCUUUAGAUGCUAAUGUACAAUUUGAAUUAAAAUCUGGGUUAAUUCAUCUUUUGCCUUCUUUUCAUGGACUUGCAGGUGAAGAUCCUCAUAAACACUUAAAAGAAUUUCAUGUGGUCUGUUCAAGUAUGAAACCCACGGGGGUUACUGAAGAACAAAUCAAGUUGAGAGCAUUUCCAUUUUCUUUGAAAGAUUCAGCAAAAGAUUGGCUAUACUAUCUACCUUCCGGGAGCAUCGCCACAUGGAAUGACUUGAAGACGGUGUUCCUUGAAAAAUACUUUCCAGCUUCAAGGGCAGCCAACAUCAGAAAGGAAAUUUGUGGUAUAAGGCAACACAAUGGCGAGUCAUUAUAUGAAUAUUGGGAACGUUUCAAGAAGCUUUGUGCAAGCUGUCCUCAUCACCAAAUCACGGAACAAUUACUUAUUCAGUACUUUUAUGAAGGACUUUUUCCAACUGAUAGAAGCAUGAUUGAUGCUGCAAGUGGAGGUGCAUUAGUUGAUAAGACACCAGAUGCUGCAAAGAAUCUAAUUGCAAACAUGGCUGUAAAUUCUCAACAGUUUGGCAGUAGGUUUGUCCAACCAUCCAAGCAAAUGAAUGAGGUAAGUAUUUCCAAUCUUGAACAACAAGUGGCUGGUUUAACUACUCUUGUUCGGCAAUUAGCUGUAGGAAAUAUGCAAACUGUGAAGGCCUGCGGAAUUUGCUCGGUAGUUGGGCACCAAACUGAUGCUUGCCCAACUCUUCAAGAAGAACCUAUUGAACAUGUCAAUGCGGCUGGAGGUUUUCCUGGACAACCUCAAGGUAAGUAUGAUCCAUUUUCUAAUUCAUAUAAUCCUGGUUGGAGGGAUCACCCGAACCUUAGCUAUGGAAACUCACAAGGGAACCAGAUUGUUCAGAAUCGUUCCAAUUUUCAGCAGUAUAGACAACCAUUUCCUUCAAGACAACCACCGGCCCAAAGCUCUAACUCAGGUAUGAAUCUUGAAGACAUUGUUAAGUCUCUUGCCACUAACACUUUACAAUUUCAGCAAGAAACACAACUAUUCCAACAAGAAACAAAGUCCAAUUUUCAAGAAACGAAAGCUAGCAUCCAGAACUUAGAAAGACAAAUGGGCCAACUAGCAACUACGGUAAGUCGAUUGGAGGCACAGAGUUCUGGAAAAUUACCUUCUCAAACGGUGGUCAAUCCAAGAGAAAAUGCAAGUGCAAUUGUUUUGAGAAGUGGUAAGGAAAUUGAAGGUCCCGCAAAUGUUACCCCAUCAGCAGACCAAGAAAAAGAGGAAACUAGCAAGAACAAAAAUUCUCCAGGUAAGUUUCCUAGUCUUUCUGAUUAUAAACCCACUCCCCCAUUCCCUCAAGCUUUGUUAGAAUCUAAAAAAGAAGCGAAAGAUGUAGAGUUAUAUGAAACUUUCAAAAAUUGUGAAGUAAAUAUUCCAUUACUUGAUGCAAUAAAACAAGUUCCUAGAUAUGCUAAAUUCUUAAAGGAGUUGUGUACAACAAAAAGGAAGCAAAAAUCAAAAAGAGGUGAGAAGGUGAUAAUGGGAAAGAAUGUCUCAGCUGUGAUUCAAAGCAAGCUUCCUGAAAAAUGCAAGGAUCCAGGUAUGUUUACUAUUCCUUGUAUGAUAGGUGAUACUAGACUUGAGAAAGCCAUGUUAGACUUAGGAGCAUCUAUUAAUGUUAUGCCAUAUUCUGUGUAUGCUUCUUUAAAACUUGGACCUUUGAAUAAAACUAGUGUGGUCAUCCAAUUGGCUGAUAGAUCUAAUGCAUAUCCUAGGGGUGUUAUUGAAGAUGUAUUGUUGCAAGUUAAUAAUUUGAUAUUCCCUACUGAUUUCUAUGUGCUUGAUAUGGAAAAUAAUGAUCAUUCUGCACCUAUUCUACUAGGAAGACCAUUCUUAAAAACUGCAAAAACAAAAAUUGAUAUUCACAGUGGUACACUUACUAUGGAGUUUGAUGGUAAUAUUGUUACAUUCAAUAUUUAUGAUGCUAUGAAAUGCCCUAGUGAUGAUAACUCUGCUUAUUCUAUUGAUAUUUUUGAUUCAUUAGUUGAAGAGGUUUUCGAAUUUGAUGGUAAGGAUGAAUUGAAAGUUGUUAUUAGUGAACACCUUGAAAAGGGGAAUAAUAAUAAUGUUUCUUAUAUGGCUUUACCUGUUUCUAGCAAAAAAUUGUUACCCUCUAUUGUGCAGGCACCUAUCCCCGAGUUGAAACCUCUCCCCGAACACCUUAAAUAUGCUUUCUUGGGAGAAAAUAAAACAUUACCAGUCAUAAUUUCAACUAAACUUUCUGCAACAGAAGAAGAAAAGCUUGUCCAUGUGUUGAAAGAACACAAAACUGCUAUUAGGUGGACAAUUGCAGAUAUCAAAGGAAUAAGUCCAUCCACUUGCAUGCACCGAAUUCUACUAGAGGAAGGAGCAGAACCAUCUCGUCAACCGCAAAGGAGGCUAAACCCACCCAUGAUGGAAGUAGUGAAGGAAGAUGUCCUUAAACUCCUUGGAGUUGGGAUAAUCUAUCCAAUUUCAGACAGCAAAUGGGUUAGCCCAACUCAGGUGGUUCCUAAGAAAACAGGAAUUACAGUUGUGAAAAACCAAAAUGAUGAACUGGUUCCCACUCGUAAUGUUUUGGGGCAUGUUAUUUCAUCUAGAGGGAUUGAGGUUGAUAAAGCUAAAGUUGAUAUUAUUGAAUCUCUACCUUAUCCUACUAAUGUGCGGGAAGUCCGCUCUUUUCUUGGACAUGCAGGUUUCUACCGAAGAUUUAUCAAAGACUUCUCGAAGAUAGCCCUACCCUUGUGCAAAUUGCUGCAAAAAGAAACCUCCUUUGAGUUUGACGAAGAGUGUAAAGGAGGAUUUGACAAAUUAAAAGAGUUGUUGACGUCUGCCCCGGUCAUUCAGCCACCUAAUUGGAACUAUCCUUUCGAGAUUAUGUGUGAUGCAAGUGAUCACGCAGUAGGGGCUGUGUUGGGUCAAAAGAUCGGGAAAACAUCCCAUGUUAUUUAUUAUGCUUCUAGAACUUUAAAUGAUGCUCAGAAAAACUAUUCUACUACAGAAAAAGAACUUUUAGCCAUUGUUUUUGCUUUGGAAAAAUUUAGGUCUUAUUUGUUGGGUACUAAAGUUAUAGUUUAUUCUGAUCAUGCAGCUCUUCGCUACUUGAUGAAAAAGCAGGAAGCCAAACCAAGAUUGAUAAGAUGGAUACUCCUCUUGAGUGAGUUUGAUAUGGAGAUCAAAGAUAGGAAAGGGUUAGAAAAUCCUGUGGCGGAUCAUUUGAGUCGUUUGGUGCACAUCGAACCUGAACCUCCUCUGCAAGAAGCAUUCCCUGAUGAACACCUACUUGCUGCAACAGUGAUUUUACCAUGGUAUGCUAACAUAGUCAAUUUUUUGGUUGCUAACAAAUUUCCUCAUGAGUUAUCUAAAGCCCAAAAAGAUAAAAUCAAGAGUGAUUCCAAGUACUAUGUGUGGGAUGAACCAUACCUGUGGAAGCAUUGUGCUGACCAAGUAGUAAGAAGAUGUGUACCUGAUGAUGAAAUUGUUUCAAUCCUCGCUUUCUGUCACUCUUAUGCUUGUGGAGGUCACUUUGGUGCCAAGAGAACAGCAAGGAAAGUGUUGGAGUGUGGUUUUUAUUGGCCAACUUUAUUUAGAGAUUCAUAUUCAUUUUGUAAGUCAUGUGAUGCUUGCCAAAAGUCAGGUAAUUUAUCCCGGAGAAAUGAAUUGCCACAAACUCCGAUCAUAUUUUGUGAGGUUUUUGAUGUCUGGGGCAUUGAUUUUAUGGGCCCAUUUCCUGUAUCUUUUGGUUUUGUCUAUAUUUUACUUGUUGUUGAUUAUGUUUCAAAGUGGGUGGAAGCUAAGGCCACCAGGACUGAUGACUCUAAAGUUGUUGCAGAUUUUAUCAAGUCUAACAUCUUUUCCAGGUUUGGGAUUCCAAGAGCUAUAAUAAGUGACCAGGGAACUCACUUUUGUAAUCGCACUAUUGAAGCAUUGCUUAGGAAGUACCAUGUCACCCAUAAGGUGUCAACUGCCUACCACCCACAGACUAAUGGGCAAGCAGAGGUGUCUAACCGAGAGAUCAAGUCAAUCCUUGAGAAAACAGUCAACCCAAACAGGAAGGAUUGGAGUUUGCGAUUAGAUGAUGCAUUGUGGGCGUACAGGACUGCAUACAAAACACCUAUUGGUAUGUCCCCUUAUCGCAUUGUGUUUGGGAAAGCAUGUCACCUUCCAGUUGAGUUGGAGCACAAAGCAUAUUGGGCUGUCAAGAACUUUAACAUGAAUAUUGAUGAAAGUGGCCUGCACCGGAAGUUGCAACUUUCUGAGUUGGAGGAAAUUCGCAAUGAGGCUUACGAGAAUUCAAGAAUUUACAAAGACAAGACGAAAGCAUUCCAUGACAAGAUGAUUUUGAGAAAAGAAUUUUCAAUUGGACAAAAAGUCCUACUCUUCCAGUCACGGCUUCGUCUAUUCCCAGGUAAGUUACGUUCUCGUUGGGUUGGUCCGUUUAUUAUUUUUAUUGUUACUAAUAUAUUUCCUCAUGGUGCAAUAGAGAUUCAAAGUUUGCAGACUUCUAAGAUAUUCAAGGUGAAUGGCCAUAGGCUUAAACCUUACCAUGAUGAGUUUCGAGUUGAUGGCCAUAGGCUUAAACCUUACCAUGAUGAGUUUCGAGUUGAAAGCCAUAGGCUUAAACCUUACCAUGAUGAGUUUCGAGUUGAAAACGUUGCAGAAGUACUUCUUGAAGAUCCAGUUUAUUUUGACAUUGGGGACAAUGUUGCCCUUUUCUGUGCAUUUUUACUCAGCAUUGGGGACAAUGUUGAUAUUUUCUGUGCAUUUUUACUCAGCAUUGGGGACAAUGUUGAUAAUAAGUGUGCAUUUUUACUCAGCAUUGGGGACAAUGUUGAUAAUAAGUGUGGGGGAGUACUCAGCAUUGGGGACAAUGUUGAUAAUAAGUGUGGGGGAGGGAGUUGCAUUGGGGACAAUGUUGAUAAUAAGUGUGGGGGAGGGAGUUUAGAUUUAUUUAUAUAA